AUGAAUGAUCAACAAUAUAUCACGGAAACUAUUGCUGAUGCUCGUGAUUAUCAGCAAUCACAAGCCUAUUAUCAGAUGGAAAUUGUGAAACCUGAAUUAGAUCUGAAUUACUUGAAAACAUUACCUGGAAUGUUGAAGUGUAUGUGCAUUACUUUAGAUUUUAUUUGCUUUAUAUGUCUAGUGGUUGGUGGUCCUGUUUAUUAUACCGGUGCCGGAUGGAUUAUCUUUAUUUGUACAUUUGGCAUGCUUGUAUCAUUAAUUCUUCUAAUCCUUUAUUUAUUUCAUGUCGUCGAUCUCUUUCGUCAAAUACCUUGGAUCGUUGCUGAAAUGAUAUUUUAUUUUGCUUGGGCCGUAUUCUUCUUCAUAUGUGGUUGUGUGCUAGCUUCAGUUGCGGCACGAUUUCGUGGUAUAACUGGUUACGGUGUAGCUUCGUUUUUCUCAUUUGGAGCACUAUGUGCUUAUGGUUUCGACAGCUAUUUGAAAUUCUUGGCCUGGAGACACGAUCAAGUCGCCAUGGGUGGAGCUGCACUGAAAUACUCACCUUAUGAUGACACUGCAGCAUCAACGGACCAAGAAAAAAAAGUCGUCAUCAAUGGUUGA
This is a messenger RNA of Cercopithifilaria johnstoni, 600 nucleotides long. NCBI's taxonomy places the organism in Eukaryota, Metazoa, Nematoda, Chromadorea, Rhabditida, Onchocercidae. The record is from the annotation of a GenBank genome assembly.